Sphenostylis stenocarpa is the source of this 1005-nucleotide messenger RNA. NCBI's taxonomy places the organism in Eukaryota, Viridiplantae, Streptophyta, Magnoliopsida, Fabales, Fabaceae. The record is from the annotation of a GenBank genome assembly.
AUGCAAAAUAUCAAUUCCCGUGAGCUCCGAAUCAAAAUCCCGCAGAUCAAUACAGUACCCCUCUCCCUUCUCAUUUAUCAGUUAAUCUACCGCGUGCUCUUCUGCUACUUCACACUACACAAAUUUCACGAUUCAAUUCAACGUUUCCUUCUUCUUCCUCUCAUCUCUUCGCGUUUGUCUGUGAUGACUCAAUCAAUGUCGCACAAGCCUCUGGACGCGCGCCAUUCCAUAGACUCCUGCAUGUUGCAGCUCCGCACCUGGAAACCCUUCAAGCUCCAAGAUGGGCCCCACCCCAAACCCUACUACUACAAGCGCCCCUGCCUCUCCGAUCGCGCAACUACCUCGUUUUCCCUCGACAUGUCCAAGCUCACCCUCGCCGAAGCCGACGAUAACACCACCACCAACAACAACCCCAACCACCGUGCCACUAAUUACCGCCUCGUCGCUCGCAAGAGGCGCCGCCGCGGCUCCCGAUCUGUGUCCGGCCGCAGCAGUGAUCGGAGUGGCACGCGUCGCUGCUGCUCCGUUGGGGCCUCCGCUGCGUAUGGCACCUGCUCCGACUUCCCGGUGGCUAUGGGCACUGAUUCCAGCGGGGAGCUCUUCGGGAACGGCGACGCGAAUUGGUCUUCGGAUGUUAGCGAGGCGAAGAAUUCAAGGAGGGAGAGAGAGAGGGAUGGCGAGAGGGAGAACGUGGGUGUGGGGUUUGGGGUGAGUGGGAGUUCUGACGCGAAUGGAAAUGAAUCGGGGUAUGGGAGUGAACCGGGUUAUCGUGGGGAUGCUGAAUUUGGAUAUGGGGAUGAGUUUGAUGAAGAAGAGGAUGAUCCCAGAUUGUUGUUUUGGGGCGACCAGCUUGGAGGUAAAGCUUCACCCGUUUUAAUUCCUUUCUAUUGCAGUUCUUUUCUACCUUCUAUGAAACUCGUGAAUGAUGUUUGCUGUGUGCAUAGUCGCCAACUUGUUGCUUUGUUUUUCCUUUUGUUGAAUUUUUCUAGUAGGUGCUACUGGUGA